AAUCGGGACUGUGUUAGCAAAAUUGACACUGUUGGACUGUAUGCGCUUGCUUAGAUUACCGGGACCCGUGUUGUCAGUCAGCUGCCCGCUGUAGCCUAUCCAAUCCCCGUACAGCUCUCCCGCCUUCCCUUUCGAAUUGUGCAUCUCGCUGAUAGCACGGGGCUGUCAUAUACAGAUGAAUAUACACAAUGCGCAGGAGUCUGCAGACACCUAGAAGCGGAUGUUAGGCUGUUGUAUGCGGGAGGAUCAAAAUGCCACCCUUUCGGCAAGUUGGCGAGAAGCAACUUCCCCAUGAAAUAAUCUUUCUGGCCUGGUCGCCCAAGAGAGAUCUCAUUGCUCUUGUCAACAAAGCUGGAGAGGUCUUACUCCAUCGGCUUGCCAAUAUUCAGAGGGUGUGGAGUUUACCCCCCAAUGAGAAUACUGGAAAAGAAGUUACAUGUUUGGCAUGGAGACCAGAUGGCAAAAUAUUGGCAUUUGGUCUUGCUGAUACAAAGAAGGUUAUCCUUUGCGAUGUAGAGAAACCCGAAAGUCUCCAUUCGUUCUCAUUGGAAACGCCAAUAUCAUGUAUGCAGUGGAUGGAAGUGAAUGUGGAAAACAGUGUAUUGACUUCCUUUUACAACGCUGAAGAUGAAGCUAAUGUUCUGCUGCCCAAGUUACCUGCACUGCCCAAAAAUUACACUGCCACAGCAAAAAUCUUCAGUGAAGAAAAGUCUGAUGAAAUAUUAAAGUUGUUAGGAGAUGCAAGACUUAAUGCUUUGGUUCUUGGAGGAGAUUCAGGACAAAUUGAAAUAUAUGCCUAUGGGAUGUACAAAAUUGCAACAAUUUCAGAGGUUUAUGGAUCCUGCUUGCGACUUUGCCUCUCUAGUGAUCUCAAGUCCCUGUCUGUUGUCACUGAGCUGACAACAAAUAAUACGCCUGAAAUUACGUACUUUCAGCUGGACACCAGUUUGUUGUCUGAUUACUUACCUGAAGUCACCCGGAUGGCCAGAAAAUUUACCCACAUCUCAACACUUCUCCAGUACUUGCAGUUGUCUCUGACAUGUAUGUGUGAAGCUUGGGAAGAAAUACUGAUGCAGAUGGAUUCGCGAUUAACGAAGUUUGUACAGGAAAAAAACACAACCACGUCUGUACAGGAUGAGUUCAUGCAGUUACUGCUGUGGGGCAAAGCUAGCCCAGAACUCCAAGCACUUCUAAUGAACCAACUAACUGUUAAAGGCCUAAAGAAGCUUGGCCAAUCAGUUGAGUCGUCCUACUCCACCAUACAGAAACUAGUCAUAAGUCAUCUGCAAAGUGGAGCGGAAGCCUUGUUGUAUCAUCUCAGUGAGUUAAAAGGAAUGGCCUUGUGGAGGCAGAAGUAUGAGCCACUUGGACUUGAUGCCAAAGCAAUUGAAGAUGCAAUUACAGCUGUUGGCUCUUUCAUCCUGAAAGCACACGAACUUCUACAAGUUAUAGACAGUGGCAUGAAAAACUUCAAGGCUUUCUUUAGAUGGCUAUAUGUGGCCAUGCUCCGAAUGUCAGAGGACCAUGUACUUCCUGAGCUAAACAAGAUGACUCAGAAAGACAUAACGUUUGUGGCUGACUUUCUAACAGAGCAUUUCAAUGAAGCACCAGACAUGUAUAAUCAAAAAGGCAAAUACUUCAAUGUUGAAAGAGUUGGCCAGUAUUUGAAGGAUGAAGAUGACAUCCUCAUGUCACCGCCCAACAUUGAAGGGAACCAGUGGUUUAGCUUCCUUCAAAGCAGCACACACCUCAAAGAGAGCCCACUGCUGUUUCCUUACUACCCCGACAAGUCCCUGCACUUUGUGAAAAGGCAAAUGGAAGCAAUCAUUGACCGUUGUCUGACUAAACCAGCACAAAUCAUAGGAGCGUCUGUGCAACAAAAGCGAUGCCUUCCCUUGUACCAAGUGUCUGCCAGUGAGGAGGCAUGCCCAAGGCUGAUCUCACUUCCAUAUCUCUGGAAUGACAAGUCCCAGAAUCUUCACUGUGUGAUGUUCCGCAUGCUGGAAAGCUCAUCCUCUAAAGUGUUCAUACUCAGGCAGCCCACUGAUCUGUCACGGUCUAUAAAUGAGGCACUUUUAGCCGUCACUAUUGGAAACUCCUUAAACAGCAGCGCUGCCGAAGAUACAGAAACCAGCUCCUACAGCUGUUUAGAUGCACGUUUCUAUGAUGAGGAUAUUAUAACUGUGGUAUUAAGAGACAACAGUGAACCGGAAGGAAAGGACAGGGUAUUGUCUCAGCUGUCCCUCUCUCAGCUGUAUAGUGAUGAAGAAACUGAGGAUGAGUUCACGUGGGACACAAGUAAAAGGUUGGAGGAGCAGCACUCAGACAUCCCAACACGCACAGUAUUUCUGGAGAAUCAGGGGCGGCUGCUGGAAAACAUGAAGGCUCACUACGUCUCUGUGAAUGGCAUACGGAAAGUUGCGUGUGUGCUCAGUUCAAACCUGCGCCAUGUGCGAGUCUUCGAGAUGGAUGCGGAAGAUGACGGAGAAGAGGAAGAGGAGGAGAUUUUGCAUUCUCAGGAUGUGACUGAAGAGGAGGAAGAAUUCAUUCAGUCUGUGGAUGAAGGACAGAAUAAUUCAGCUGAAGCAGUUGAUGUGACAGAGGAAAGUUUAGACUCCUGAUGUAUUUGUCUCUCAUUGGGACUCUUAGAAAACCUCACCAAGCUGAAUAUGGAAAUGGCCUUCAUACUCCUUAAGCCACAGCCCUAAUGCACAAAUGAGCUCUGUUGUCCCAGUUAAAGGAAAACUAUACCCCCGAACAAUGUAGGUCUCUAUAAAAAGAUAUUGCAUAAAACCGCUCAUAUGUAAAAUCCUGCUUCAUGUAAAUAAACCGUUUUCAUAAUAA
This is a messenger RNA of Xenopus laevis (African clawed frog), 2844 nucleotides long. RefSeq names its product anaphase promoting complex subunit 4 L homeolog (gene anapc4.L). The transcript has 29 exons. Gene Ontology annotation, biological process: protein K11-linked ubiquitination; protein branched polyubiquitination; protein ubiquitination. Lineage: Eukaryota; Metazoa; Chordata; Amphibia; Anura; Pipidae. Bases 252 to 2621 code for a protein of 789 amino acids. Gene Ontology annotation, cellular component: nucleus; anaphase-promoting complex; nuclear periphery. The record is from RefSeq and is a predicted model, not a curated record.